UGACGAUUCCUCCCUAAGACGUCAUUUUCUUCUAAAGACAAGUGGUUCCAAGUAAUUGUACUUGUUGACAAACAGUUUGUGACUUACAUAUCUGCUGCUCAUUGAAACCGCCAAGUUAGACAAAAGUGGACUCGAACCAACCCAGAGGAAAAAAGCACCAGAGAGCUUCAUGACAUGAAAAUGAACAGUCUGCUCCAUAAAUCUCUCCGAAAAAUUGUGAACUGAAAUACAAUCCAACAUAUCUCCGUUUUCACACAUUUUUUUUUUUUUUUUUUUAAAUAACAAUUUAAAAGCGCAAGCAACACUUGAAAACGACGACUUCCGAGGACUUCCGGGUUAGAAAGACGACGGCAACCCAAGGAAAUCGAGGCAUCUUUUGCUGUGCUUCGCCUUUACAGCACCGCCGCCUACUGGAAAGAAAAUUUGCUAGGCUUGAAACACCAAGAUUCCAUAUUGAGGUUAUUUCCUGGCGCACAUUCUGGCCCACAUGUCAACUUAAUCCACUUCCUCUCACUGGGGAUUGGUGUUGGCCACCAACGGCUUAUCUUCGUUCAGCUGAGUGAGGCAUCCAAGCAAACUCCAGCCAACAAAAACAGCCUGCGGCAUUCAGAUCUCUUGGGAACUAUACAGAAAGACAGGACUGAGGGCUACACUGUGGCGAACUGCAGAGGCUCCUCUUGAAAGGGGGGAGUGGCAUCUGUAGAAAAUGAAUCGCUACACAAUGCUCAAACAGUUGGGGGAUGGCACCUACGGAAGUGUACUCUUGGGCAAGAGCAACGAGACUGGUGAGCUGGUUGCCAUAAAGAGGAUGAAGAGGAAAUUUUAUUCGUGGGAAGAGUGCAUGAAUCUCAGGGAGCUUAAGUCACUGAAGAAAUUAAACCAUCCCAAUGUAAUAAAACUGAAGGAGGUCAUAAGGGAAAAUGACCACCUCUUCUUUGUCUUCGAGUAUAUGAAAGAAAAUCUCUAUCAGCUCAUGAAUGAGAGGAGCUGCGCAAAUUUUUCUGAAAAUGAGAUAAGGAACAUCAUGUUUCAAGUGCUGUCUGGCUUGGCUUUUAUGCAUAAACAUGGAUAUUUCCACCGGGACAUGAAACCAGAGAAUCUGCUCUGCACAGGUCCAGAACUGGUUAAGAUUGCAGAUUUUGGUCUUGCCAGAGAAAUUCGCUCACAGCCGCCAUAUACUGAUUAUGUGUCUACUAGAUGGUACAGAGCUCCAGAAAUCCUGCUCAAAUUCACCUCAUACAGCUCACCCAUUGACAUUUGGGCAGUGGGGUGCAUCAUGGCAGAACUGUACACACUCCGACCCUUGUUUCCUGGUAAUAGUGAGGUGGACGAGAUCUUUAAGAUCUGUCAAGUGUUGGGAACUUUAAAGAAGGCAGAUUGGCCCGAGGGCCACAUUUUAGCAAGCUCAAUGAACAUCCGCUUCCCAAAAUGUGUCCCGACCUGCCUCAGCUCUUUGAUUCCAAAUGCCAGCGAUGAAGCCAUAACACUAAUGAAAGACAUGCUGCAAUGGGACCCGAAGAAAAGGCCAAAUGCAGCACAGGCACUGCGGUAUCCAUACUUUUAUGUGGGUCAGUCACUGGGUGUCCCUCUGAAGUACUCAAAGCAGCACAAGUUCCUGUCAAAGGAUGUCAAAGUAAUUGUAGAAGAAAAACCUCUGUUUAAAACAAACAAGUUUUCUGAAGAGCCCAAAAAGAUCCAAGCAGAAGCACAAAUCAGCAGCCAAGGUCUUCAUCAACCCCUUCAUCCCAUCCAAAUUACCCAGCAGGCAGACACACGACAACAACAGGCUUGUCCCAGCUUGAUGUCAGAGGAACAGCAAGAACCACUUAGUCUGGUUAAAAGCAGGCAACCAAUAACUUUGACAAAAACAGAAGGGGUAGGGAACAGUGUUGUCAAACUGAGAGCUGGACGAAGACGAUGGGGUCAAACGUCCAUCAAAUCAAUCGACAGCUGGGAAUCUGCCAGUGAUGCAGAUUUUGGAGUUUCUAUCUCCAAAAAACCUACCAUCAAUUCUUUGAGGGAUGGAGCCAUUGAUGGGUCUAGCAGUCGGACGCCAAUGCCAAAGACACCUAUACCAUCAAAGCUGGCAAGCACCAAUGGACUGGACAAAAAAGACUCCACUAUCUUGUCUCCAAAACAGCACUACCUGCGGCAGUCCAGAUAUCUACCAGGCAUAGAUCCGAAAAGAAGAUCUUCAACAGGGACUCAGGAAGCCAGCAAAAGCUUGUGGGACAUCUUGGGCCUUGCUCAAGGACAGGAACUGGAGUGCCCCAUUACUAAAGAUUCCUUCAUGCCCAAGACAAAUAUUUCAUUUCUUGAGAAGUCAGAAACAAAAGACACCAAGCAGAUGACUCAACUGGCACAGAUUGGAGGCCCCUCUGCUGUUGAUCUAUCAUCUCCUACUGAUCUCAGGAUUGAUUCAAAAAUCAAACUGUCCAAGAAUGCAAUCCUCUCGAAUAAAGAUAACCAGAUAGAUCAUGACGACUUCAGAGCUUCCCAAAUCCCAUGUCCUUUGUCAAGUGCCAACUUCUCAGGGAUGAACACCUUCUCCAGAAACACAAACAUCCCGCCGGUACACGGGCGGGUUGACUGGACUGCCAAAUAUGGAGGCAAUCGAUAAAGGAUAUGAAUUUUGUAUAAGACAGUGUGCAGAAUAUUUACCAUUUUCUAUACGUAAUUUGUCAAAAAAAUUAGGUAAAGAAAAUGUCCAGUGACUGCCUAGAUCAGUAAUAUUUACUUUGUCCUUAACAAGGACACCUCUGUUCGUGGACCAAGAAACAUAGCAUUUCUGCAGCUGUAAAUGUCUGCAAUGAAGUGUGUCAAUCAUACAUCCAAUGACUAUUUACACACAAAAAGGCCUCCCACUAGUAUCUUUGGACAUGUGUUAAUCCAUAGUAGAGCUCUAAACGUUCUCCUGUGAGCAAAAGAUUAUACAUUAACAAAAAACUGCAGAAUGUAGAAACAACAGCACAUACUGGACUGGAAUUACAGUAUAAAUGGACUCUGAUACAUGUAAAACAUGCAUACAGAGCAACUUUGGGCGCAUUCAUUUACCAACGAUUGAACACAACUCUUACUUUCAUUAUUUUUAAAUGUGUGUUCUGUAAAUAAAAAUGUAAAAUUGUAUUGUCCAAAAGAUACGAGAUAUCAAUGUUCAAAUAGAAAAUAUAUACACAGUAAUAUCUAAAUACUAAGUGGCGGCAUGGUGGCAGAAUUAAAGUGGUAUGAAAAAGUAUCUGAACCUUUUGGAAUUUCUCACAUUUCCGCAUGAAAUCACCAUCAAAUGAUAUCUGAUCUUUGUCAAAACCACACAGAUUAAAAAAAUGUCUAUUUUAACUUAAACCACCCAAACAUUUAUGUUUUUUUUUAAAAAUAUAUAUUUCAAUGAGGAUAGAAUGCAAAUAAUGACAGAAGGGGGAAAAUAAGUAAGUGAACCAUCACAUUUAAUAUUUUGUGCCCCCCCCUUUGGCAGCAUUAACUUCAACCAGACACUUCCUGUAUCUGCAGAUCAGUCACAUUUAUCAGGAGUAAUCUUGACCCAUUCUUCUCUACAAAACUGCUGUAGUUCAGUCAGAUUCCUGGGAUGUCUGGCGUGAAUCGCUGUCUUUAGCUCAUGCCACAGCAUAUCAAUGUGGUUCAAGUCUAGACUUCGACUUGGCCAUUCCAGAACAUGUAUUUUGUUCUUCUAAAACCAUUGUAAAGUUGAUUUACUUCUGUGUUUUGGAUCAUUGUCUUGUAGCAGCAUCCAUCCUGUUUUUAGCUUCAACUGUCUGACAGACGGGCUCAGGUUUUUCUGCAAAACAUCCUGAUAAACUUUUCAAUUCAUUCUUCCAUUAAUGAUUGUUGUCCAGGCCCUGAGGUAGCAAAACAGCCCCAAAUCAUGAUGCUCCCUCCACCAUGCCUCACAGUGGGGAUGAGGUGUUUAUGUUGGUGAGCUGUGUGUUACUCCCAAACAAUUCAACUUUGGUUUCAUCAGUCCAUAAAACUGUAGAUUUUCCAAGUGCCUUUUUGCAAACAUUAAACGAGUAACAAUGUUUUAGCUUCCUCUGUGUAGUCUAGUUCCUCCCAUGAACACCAUUCUUGGCCAUAGUUUUACAUAUACAGUAUUUGAUGUGUCUUUAGCAAACACUCUAUGGUUCUUUUUUACCUCUCAGAGUAUUCUGCGCUGCACUUCUGGCAUCAUCUUUGGUGGACAGCCACUCCAUGGGAGGAAAGCAACACUGCCAAACUCUCUCAAUUUGUAGACAACUUCUCUGAAUGUGAAUUGAUGAACUUCCAGACUUUUAGAGAUGGUUUUGUAUCCUUUCCCAGCUGUAUACAAAUUAACAAUCCUUGAUCGCAGGUCUUAAGACAGCUCUUUUGACAGAGCCAUGAUGCAAAUCAGACAAUGCUUUUCAUCAUGACAAUUAUUACCAGAAGUGUGUUUUAUAGUGUGCAGGGCAGCUUUAAACCACUCAUCAGUGAUUGGGCACACACAUUACUUAAAUUGUUUGCUAAAAAUGGAUUUCAAUUGCUCUUUAAGUCUCCUUAGGCAGAGGGUUCACUUAUUCAUUUCCCCCCAUUCUCUCUUUGUUUGCAUUCUAUCCUCAUUAAAAUAUGAAAACCGAUAAAUGUUUGGGUGGUCUUCGUUAAAGCAGACACUGAAUUGUCAUCUGUGUGAUUUUGACAAAGAUCAGAUCACAUUUGUUGGUGAUUUUAUGCAGAAACGUGAGAAAUUCCAAAAGUUUCAGAUACCUUUUCACACCACUGUAGUUAGCACAUCCACCUCACAGUUCUGAGAUUGCUGGUUUAAUCUCUGCUUCAGCCUCCAUGUCUGGAGUUUGCAUCUUUUCCGUGUGUCUGCGUGGAUUUUCUCUGGGUACUCUCGUUUCCAUGGAAGGCUGAUUGAAUGCUCCAAAUCAUCCAUGUGUGAGUGUGCUUGCAUGGUUGUUUGUCUCUAUGUGCCCUGUGACUGGCUGGCAACAAGUUCAGGGUGUAUCUUGCCACCUGCCAGUUGUUAGUUGGGAUAGGCUCCAGCACCUUCGCAAGGAUAAGCAGUUCAGGAGAAGAAUUUAUAAAUAUUAAGUAAAAUCCAACUAUUGUAUAGAGUGAUGGGUUUGGAAAACAUCUCAGGUAAUAAAUCCAAGUUGAAUGAUAACUUGCUUUAAGAGGGUUCAAUUUAGAGGGAGCAGCAUACAUGUAUACUAGGUGCGUUUCCACUGAGCGUGCCGGUGCAUUUCGGGUAAGAUAGUACAACAUUUGGGAGCGCUUCCACAGCCAAGUUGUGGACAGCACACUUGAAACACGUGACCAUUUUCUGUUUCCCUUUUGUCAAGGUUCCACACUGCCAAACUCGAGACACUCAUCUUAACCAAAGAGAUCAGAGGCACUGGUAUUGGGGUGUUCAGUGCUUUGGUAGGGUCCUUCCUGGAAAUGGAAAUCACUGCUGAAUGUUUUCCACUUCUGAUACAGUU
This is a messenger RNA of Corythoichthys intestinalis (scribbled pipefish), 5453 nucleotides long. Its product is annotated as serine/threonine-protein kinase MAK-like. Bases 707 to 2620 code for a protein of 637 amino acids. NCBI's taxonomy places the organism in Eukaryota, Metazoa, Chordata, Actinopteri, Syngnathiformes, Syngnathidae. Gene Ontology annotation, molecular function: ATP binding; protein serine/threonine kinase activity. The transcript has 16 exons. Gene Ontology annotation, cellular component: nucleus; cytoplasm; cilium. The record is from RefSeq and is a predicted model, not a curated record. Gene Ontology annotation, biological process: intracellular signal transduction; protein phosphorylation; cilium assembly.